AUGCCACCAUUUAAAGCUGGAUUGUUAAAAAGAAAACUUGACUCUGGAAAAGAAAAAGACAAUGUACCCAAAGAGGAUUCAAAUGAUUCUGAUAAUGUAGAAGAUUUAAUGAAAGGAGAUAUUGACAAUGGAAGUGAUGCUACAGACUCGGAACACGAAGGAGACAAUGCAUCAGAUGGCGAAAGAGAUGUGAGUAGUGUU
Messenger RNA from Brenthis ino (lesser marbled fritillary), 201 nucleotides. NCBI's taxonomy places the organism in Eukaryota, Metazoa, Arthropoda, Insecta, Lepidoptera, Nymphalidae. The record is from the annotation of a GenBank genome assembly.